GUUCUGGUCGUGCCUCGUGUACCGGCCACCUAUCUUUCAUUGCACGUACGCGCGACGCGCGGGGGGGGCGGGCGCCGCGCGCCAUACGCGGGGCCAUCUUGCUAGCGAUCGUCGAAUUGCUCGCGUCUCCGACACACAAAUCGGUUUUAAUUCGCACUAAUUAACAGUUAAACACAAUAAAAACAAUAUAAAUAAGUGUCGUAACACAUCUAAUUAGUGUAUUGGACGUCGUGAUCCGGAACAUUGUUGACAUAAAUUGUGUGUUGUUGUUUUAUGUGUGUGUGCAUUCCAACUGUCUAGAUCACAAACCUGGAUAUACAAUCAUGUGCUAGUGACUUGUGUAGUGUAGUGCAGUGCAGUGAACAGUGACAUGUCUUAGUGCGCAGCAUGAGUGCAGCAUGAGUGCCCGGCAGGACGUGGGGCCGCGGCUCUGAAUGAUAACUGCCGGUAAAGGCGUGUUAUGGACAAGGAAGGCGCGGAGGGCGGCGACGCGGCCGGCAAGGCGCCCCCUGAUGGCUUGCUCGAUGCCGCUAACCUAUUUGGUGCAUACUGGGGCCGCGAUGGCGCGGCCGGAGGUGGGGCGGCGGCGGCGGCCCAAGCCCAGGCGCAGGCUGCUCUCUUCGGCUUCGGGUCCCGCUACCCGCCCCCCACCACGCUGGGGGUGGCCGCCAACCAGGCCGCCUCGCUUGGCUUGCACCCCGCUGCCAGUGCAGCAUGGUGGUCGAUGGCAUCACACCUAGCGGCACAGGACUACCUAGCCAGGCUACAGGCAUCAGGUCUCAACUUCCCGCCGUUGGCUGACCCUUACGCGGCACUGUCGGCACUGUCCGGCAGCGGGGGCUUGAAGCAGCCGCAGAAACCUGGGAAAUUGUCUAGUCGAAAUGAGAGGUCAGGCAGAAGCAGUACAUCAUCAAGCGCGUCCACGAAAGACAAGAGUCCUUCCACCAGCAGCUCCAACUCUCAGAACAUGAGAUCAUCAUACGGCCUCCCGAAGACUUCCUCCCCCUCAGGCAUGCAGCACUCCCAGUCGCUCUCGAGCUUGGCAUCGCUGAACAGCCUGGUGUCUGCUCCUCAUCAGAGCAAGCCCAGCAGUAAGCCGUCGGCUGCUCCACAACCUUCCAAAAAGCCAUCAUCAUCAUCAUCGUGUAAAGGCAAGGAGCGCGAGCUGGCGCUGCUGCGCGGUGACCUCAUGCUGGCGCAGGCGGCAGCACACGGCGCCUACCAUGCUGCUGUCGCUGCCGCUGCUAAGGGGAAGAACAUGUCCCCUCUGUACCCGUUCGGCAUGGCGGGCGCGGACAAGGACGGGCGUCACGCCGGCAUCGACUCCCUCACCGGCCUGCCGCAUACUAUACUCAGUGAUCCAUCUUCAGUGUUAGGUGGGGUUCGACUCCCACCCGACACCGAGAUCAUCAAGUACACCUCCUCGCUAGCCGGGCCUAAGUCUGGGUCGGGCACGCAGACCCGCGGGCGCAAGAAGACGAUCUCGCUGGACCCGCCGCACGUGUCCGUGCAUCCCGCCGACCGCGCCGCGCCGCUGCCCAGCAAGCGACCCAAACUUGACGAGUACGGCAACUCGCGGUCGUCGGUGGAAGUGAUCCGGCUGCCGAACAAGCCGGACCGCGCCGGACACAACUCCCUGUCCGGCACCCCGCCGCCCAACCUCUCCGAUUAUGCAGGUAUAUCCCGCGAGCUACUGCAAACGAUAGCGAGUCAGAGCGGCGUGUCGCUGGCGGCACUAGAACGCCAGCUCGCCGGAUCCACAGGUGAUUAUUAUGCAGGCCUAAACUUGAGCACUAAGAUGGGAGAGGAUUCUCCUCUAGACCUUGGUGUGAAGUCCUCGUCAAUGGAUGAUGAUGCACCAUUAAACCUAUCGUUAAAACCUACGCCUGCGAGUUCGCAAGCCUCGGACGCCUUGUCUCGACUGACGUCACUCAGCAGUUCGCUCAACGCCUCCUCCAGCCAUGAUAGGAUAUCCCGCCGCAAGCCGGGCGCGAAGCCCCGGCGCGUGGCGCCGGAGCCGGCCGCCGUGCCCGACGCGCCGCGCCCCAAGUCCUCCGGCAGCGAGGACAGUGAAUCGGUAGCAGGCUGGGCGGGUCGAGAAGGUAGGCCCCGCAACCUGGGCCGCGGCGUCAGCAAGCCCAAGAAGAACACCGUAGCUUCUCUACUGGCCCAGAGCAGAGCCCUAGGCCUUAGACCUGCGCUCGCACAUCAGCUGUUAGCUGAGACUGACCUGGAGAAACUAAAAGCGUUACUCGGUGAGACGGCGAGCACGGACUCGGAGUGUCCGUCGGACAGCUGUCCGUCAGACUCCGACGCCAGCGACACCAGUCGCCGCCCCAACGACGCGCAGCUGCGGCUGCCUCUAGCACUAGGAUGGAAACGUGUGACAGUAAUCAAAGGCCUAUCCCGGAACUGCAGCAUUAAGGGCGACGUGACGUACUCGCCGCCCGACCCGCAUGCGGGCGUCACCAUGCGGUCACUGCACGAUAUACAGAAUUUCCUAGAAUCAAACCCCAGUCCGCCGCUAUCGACGGACAACUUUAGUUUUUCCGCGCGGACAGUCCUCGGCGAAUACAUACAACCCGCCAGCGAUGUGGGCGAACCGCUCGUUUAUAAUGAGAAUGAGAUUAAUAAGAGGUUAGAAGAAGCCCGUCUCCUAGCGGGUGCAGGGGGCCGGCCGACGCCGCCGCCGCUCGACCGCCGCAUGGAGCUGGCGCGCCUGCAGCAGGCCGCGCGCGACGCCCGGCGCGACGCCUCGCACCGCGGCAGGGAGCACGCCCAUAGUCGUCUAGACAGAUCUGAAAAGGCUGAACUCGCUAAACGCGAGAAGGAAGCGCGAAGUCAACAGCUUUUAGAGCAUAUCAACAAGAAUAGAACGCAGUUGACGAUUGAGCCCCUCCCUACUCUACCGAAAACCGGUAUCGACGAGUGGAAAACGCCCGAAAUAGUCAUGGGACCAGCCACUAAGACCAAUAAGGAACGCAUUAUGCCUCCGAUCAGUCUCUCUCUAAUACCGGUCAGCGGCCCCAAAGACACACAAAACUCCCCCAUAAAAACAAUAAAAUUUGACCAAUCAGGGUGGAAGGAAGAAAUAGAAGAAUACAACGCUUUAGAUAAAAUGAAAGACUUCGCUGAAAAAGCGGCAUUUGAUCUACCUAAACGCAAAGAGAAAUACGAUUUUACGCUAAUAAAGUCAGCUGAAAAGCGCUUGAAAGCGCCAGAUAAAGAGAAUAAUCUAGAAAAACUCAUAGAAUCUUAUUCUAGAAUAACAGAGUUCAUAAACGGCUGUGAUUGGUCGAAACUGCAAGGGGAUAAGAAAUCCGAUGACCCGAAGUCCAUAGAGCAGAAAUAUUUAGAUGCGAAAAAUGAGUUCAUGUCUCAAAAUCUGAUGUUGAUGCCUAAAGAAAAAGACAGUCCUAAGUCCGUAUUAAAAGAGGUCAUUGACCUGAGUGAAGAUGAUGAUAUUUUGUCGGAUAUAAUGAUAAAGAAAAUUAAUAAAGGGACGUUUAAUGUGGGCAAGGAUGGGGCUUUGUCGAUAUCGGUACACCCACUAGGCAAGGAGGCUGUGACAUCGGCUAAGAGGAGAAAACAUGAAGAGAUUGAGAAACAGAAGAUUGAGGAGCAGGCUAAAAGACAACAGGAGAGAGAACUGAAGAGGCAACAGGCUAUACUACUGAAAGAACAGCAAAAGUACAUAACAGAGGAAAGAGAACGUCGCCGUCAACACACCACAUUUAUCCGCCAACUAGACUCCCGCAGAAGAUGGGAGGAGAGAGAGAGGCGUAAACACCAGAACUUGCUAGACAGACUGCUGGUCAAAGAGAAGAAACUACAGCAGCGGAGAAAGGAGAUGGAACUGCUCUCUGAGCUCAGACGGCCACAAGAAGACUCGUCACUAUCAGACCAGAAGCCGCUGCCGACGCUCAACAGGAUCCCGGGGCUGAAGCUGCCGGGACAAGCCAUGGCGGACAUACUGCAAGUCUACGAGUUCAUACAUAACUUCGGUCAGACGCUCGGCUUCGAUAUGGACGCGAUCCCGACUCUCAACACGUUCCAAAUGGCGUUACUGCCGGACUGCAGCGUAGAGGCCGAGGAAGAACUGCUGCAAGUCCUCACGCAGCUACUUAUCACUGCCAUAGAGGACCCGGGCAUACCCCACCCGGGUCGGCACACGACACUGCUAGGCCAUGCUAUCCGGAUGGGUGACAUCAACCCGCACAACUUGAGCGAAGUGCUCAGAAUAUAUCUCUAUGCCAACGCUACGGGCGAAGUUAAGGCUUUGACAGGUUUAACAGCGGAGCGGGAACGCGAGCGUCGUGUGGCCGACCAUCACCAGACAGACGCUGAGAUGCAGCAUACCUACGCUAACUCUAAGAACACGGCCUACUAUGAGAGUUUGCAUAGCAACGCUACUUAUAAAUUGUCUGAGGCACUCCGAGACAAAUCCUUCCUCGCUCUAAGUGCGACAACAAAAGCGCGUAUCCUCGCGUUUAUAUGCGACGAGCUACUGCAGAACAAGGCCGUGCUGAGACAGGUCGACGCCUCGCUCGAACACCUCAACCAGCUGAAGAAAGAGAGAUAUCUUAUGGAUAUGAAGAUUAGGAAGGUACGAGUUCUCCACCAGCGGAAGGUCCGCGCGGAACAGACGGAGAAGCAGCAGGCUCUAGCUCUAGAACGCAUGCAGAGGCUCGUGGAAGAGAGUGCUGCCAACCUUAGGACAUCGCCGCAGUUGCAUGAUGAUGAAAACCAACAGACCCCAGAAAAACCUGAAACCCCGAAAAAGGAUAAAGAAUCGUCCCCACACCCAGAAAGCGAGACCGACAAGCAAUCCGAACCUUCUCCAUAUAAAGACACACAACCAACCGAGAGUGACAAGGAAUUGUCGCCCUUAAAGGACCUGUCCAACAGUAUGAAGAAUAAAGAGCUGUUGAAUAAUAAUAAGGACGAAUGUUCUCCGGCAGAUAACUCGAAGAUUGAUAAGGAUAGUGUGAUGGGAGACUGUGAUGCUAUAUUGAGUGAUUUGGAGAGUGAAGGCACGCAGCCAGAGGAGGAUGAAGACAAGAACCUAUCAUCAGAGGAAUUAGCUCGCAAGUUAGAGAAACUCCUGAAGCAAUCGGAACAACAACUUUUACAACUAACUGCCGGCUCCCACGCGCUCCGAGCUACCUGCUACGGACAAGACAGAUACUGGCGUCGCUACUGGUCUCUAGGCAAGUGUGGAGGCAUCUACGUCGAGGGUAUGGAGUCAGCUCAGCCGGAGAUCAUGGCGUACCACCAGCAGCUGGAGAGCAACGCGCUCGCCCCCACACAGCCUGACAGCGGGAAGAAGAAGAAGAAAGGUCCCCGCGAAAAGAAAGAACCAGCCUCCGAACCAGAGAAACGCGACCCGGAAACGGAAGCCCAAAAGAAGGAAGAAGCCUUGAAGAGCGAGAUGGAACUCAAGAGCAUCAAGUCUGAGUUAAACCUUAGUGAUCAUACUCAGAUUAUCAAAUACGAGCCUAAUGUUAAACAUGGCGCUUGUAAGGUUGAAGGUUCCUCAAUAAAAAUGGAAGAGAAAUACAUACAACAGAAAAACAACGAAGAGCAAGACAUGUUAGAUAUAGAAGACUCCAUUCCUACCGCAUUCCUAGUUCAGAAACCAACCCACAAACCCAUGUUUGCUGCCCAAGCCGAACCCAUGGAUAAACCUCAGGAAAUAGUGAAGGUCGAAAACGUCGUCAAAAGCGAAACAGAGGUCGAAGAAAACGAAGAAACGAAGGACACUUUAGUCAAUAAUUUAGAGGAAUUAAGAAAAAUGGCAGAAGCAGUAUCGAUACAAUUAGACGCAGCGAAGAAGGAGCAAGAAAUUAAAGAAGAGAAAGAAAAAGUUAAACAAGAACCGUUAGAUGCAGCUGCAGCACAUUUGCAAUUAUACGCCAAAAUUCUUGACGGCAAAUGGUUCUCUAUCCUAAGGCAUGAAAGCUCAUUUUUGAAUAACAUUAACGAGAUUGAGAAACAGGAUCUACCAGAAUUUUGUGACAAUGAACAUACGUGUUCCGAGGUCAUUUUAUGUCAAGGUCAUAAAUGGGAUGUUUCGAAUAAUCUUCAUUUGUUAAAUGACCCUAGUUUGUUUACUCUGAAUAGUAUGGUUACGAGUGUUCAAGUACCUUCGAAUAAUGUUUAUGCGGAUUCCAGUUUGACUAUGUCUGGGUUAGAACAGGAGAUUUUAGAUAAUAGUGUUAAUAAGGAUGAAAGUGUGCAGGAAACGGAAGUUGAAGAUGAUAAUAAGGACCAGGACAACGACCUAGAAAAAGAACUUCAAGCCGACGCCCUAAAGCACGACCUUCUAACCCAAAAGGCCAAAGCUCAGAGCCUGAGCAGCCUCGGGCUGUUGAACUUCAACGCGCUGUCGACGUACGUGACGUGCGACAGUCCGCCGCCCAUACAGAUGUCUGCGGAGGAGCUGCGGCAGCUGGACUACUGCAAAGCUAACGGCCUGCCCAAAAAGCUCGCGGGGAACUUCGUGCCCACGGAGAUGAGACACGGCUGGUGGAGGAUCACGGAGACGGAUCAGCUGAGAGAGCUGAUGGAUUCCCUGCAUCCUCGAGGAGUUAGGGAGAGGGAGCUGCAUGCUUCCCUCACCAGCCAUCUACCUACUGUUAAUAACAAGCUACACAUAGACAAAGGCGACACUCUAGGCACAGAGCUAUGCGUGUCGCACCUGGACCGGGUCAUCGCACAGAACGGCGGCUUCCCCGCGCCCGACGCCGAGUACUCGCCGCAUACGCAGCGGCGACUCGACAUGCAGCUGCUUAAUAUGGUCGAGCAACUCGAAGAACGAGUAGCAGCGGCUUCCAUGCAAGUCAAAGGCUGGCGUCCAGCCCGCAGCACCUCCGAGGGUCCAUCAGAGCCCGUAGCCAGGGCCCGACACAAGCUCCAAGCGCUAGAAGCUCACAUAGAGCGAAGGUACCUCAAGCCGCCUCUCGUACAAAGGUACGCUAGCACAUCAGAAGUGACUCUCGGCGCAGUACUGCAAGCCGAACACGGCAAUGCGUCCGCUCCCUCGCCGCAGAACACUGACAGCUCGAGUGAGGGGAAAGCAGACGGCAAAGGCAUAGCCCGAGGACUAGCUACGUGGCGCGAAGCCGUCGCUCGCUGCAACACUUCAGCGCAACUAGCGAUGCUACUGCAAGCGCUAGAAGCGGCCGUCGCGUGGGACAAGAGCAUCAUGAAGGCGAACUGUCAGUUCUGCCUGAGUGGUGACAACGAAGAUCAGUUGCUGCUGUGUGACGGAUGCGACAAGGGGUACCAUACGUACUGCUUCAAACCUAGGAUGGAUAAGAUCCCUGAUGGAGACUGGUACUGCUGGGAGUGCGUGAACAAGGCUCGGGGCGAGCGAGUGUGCAUCGUGUGCGGCGGCGCCACCCCCGGCCGCACCAUCCCCUGCGCCCUCUGCUCCCGCGCCUACCACCAGGACUGCCACUACCCGCCGCUACUGAAGAAUCCUCGCGGCAAAUGGUACUGUUCUCAGUGCAUAUCUCGGGCGCCGCCGAAGAAACCGCGGAACACUAAGAAACGUGACGCGAAACAUCGAGACUUGUCGAAUACCAGUCUAGAUAUAGACCAGAAUAUGGUGCCUAGUCCAGCAGCGUCCGUAGCGUCUACAUCGACGACGGCGGAGGAAUGUUCGGGCAGCGCGCUUCCCUCCGACAAACACGACGACAAGAUCGACUCGCACGACGCUGAGAACGGACUCAACCAUUGUACUGGUGAGUUAGUAUCGGACGAGGGUCCGGCGGAGAAGCGCCGCGCGCUGCAGCACGUGGCCGGCAACGGAGCCCUGCAGCAUGCCGACGCCGAACCUGCUAACGAUGCUGAGGACCGAGACACGGAGAACGUGCCGCUGAUGUCUCGCGCCAAGAAAGAGAAGAAUUCUGCCAAGAAACUGCUCAAAGAGUUACAGUUUUGCAAGAGUCUCCUCUGCGAGAUGGAAUGCCACGAGCACGCGUGGCCGUUCCUGUUACCAGUGAACACCAAGCAGUUCCCGCAGUACAAGAAGGUCAUCAAGUGUCCCAUGGACCUCUCCACUAUCAAGCGGAAACUACAUGAUAACAUCUACAAAUGCAAAGAAGAAUUCGCGUCCGACGUCCGUCUGAUAUUCAGCAAUUGUGAAGUAUUUAACGAAGACGACAGCCCCGUCGGCCGCGCCGGACACAACAUGCGACAAUUCUUCGACGAUAGAUGGACGCAAAUUUGAUCCCAAGCCCAACAGUGGGACGAAGAAUAAAACUAUCUGUGUAACCCACUAUGUACGUAAAAACUUUUGCGCAAAGUUUUAAAUGUGUUUUUUGAGACUUUUGUGAAGGAAUUCUAGUGAAACAUGUUUUGCGCAAAACUGAUUUCUUGCGCAAAUGUUUGCGCAGUGAUUGCGCAAAAUGUGCAGUGGAUAUAACGCUAUAAAAACUAAUAGUGAAUUAUAUGUACCGAAAAUUUGAUUUUAGAACAAUUGUCUAACGGCUAAUUUAACCAAUUAGAUGACUUUCUAUCCAAAUGUGAUGGAAAACCAUUAAUAGCAAAAAUAAAUAUUAAAAUAAAAGUGUAGAACAAAAGAACAGGCAGGGAUUGUUGUGGAAUAAUUGAAAGGAAUUUGAGUCUGGAUUUCUAAUAUGGUCUAGACUCAAACCUUAUUAUAAAACGUGGUUUUAAAAGUAACAUCUUGCUAGGUUUAACCCAUUAUACUUUCUACAAGAUUAUGGUUUAAACCUAGUACUGAAAUCGGUACUUUUAAAGCCACGUUUUAUAGCAAGUUGGAUAUUGUACGUAUUUGAAGUUAUCGCUUAUUAAGUGAUAAAAAUGGUUGUAAUUAUAAAAUUAAGUAUGAACGUUAGCAGGUAUUAUGAAUGCGCAAAUGGAGAGAAUUAUAAGAUUUUUUCCAUAAACAAAUAUUCUAUAAAACUAACGACUUAUAAAUCUGAAAUUCCUGACACAAUGGUUAUUACUAGAUAAUUUCAUCACAAUCUUUUAUGAGAAAUAUUUAAAGUAUACGUAAGAUGUGUAGGACUAAUCAAAAUAAAUGGAGUCUUGAAUAAAUUCAUUCACUAAGCAUGACAUCUAAUAAUUAUUAAUAAAUAAGUCGCGUAGGCCUAUAUUAGAAACGCGAUUAAAAGGAAACCAAUUAUUCCAUUUCAUGCAAAUUAACUAUUUUUACAUAAUAUGUAAAAACUAUAAAAUAAAAAACUGGAUGUCGAUAAAGCUUAUACAUAUAUUAAUAAAUGACUACUUAAUAAUAUCGAUAAGUUGUCCAAAAGCAUCGAUUAUCAAGACUAACACAACUUCCAUUCCGCAUAAAGAAAAUUCCAACAAAACAAGAAAAAAAAAAACAUUUUCCAAAAUGUGAUAAAGUACUGAAAAUAAAAGGAAAUGAAAAUAACAUUCCAACAUUGAGACGACACCGGAUAUGACUCGAGAAUAUUAAGAAUCUCAAUUUCAAAAUAUUUUGACUUUUAAUGUGAUGAAAAAAAAAAACGAAAUUUUUUCGAAAAACAACGCACAUGACACGUUGUUGGUGUAUUCUAGGACACAUGUAAAUAUUAGCCAGUAAAAUAAUAAUUUAAAAAUAAAAAGUAUUAGAAAGAUAUAUUUUUAAGUGAAUAGCUAUUAGAAUUUUUCGAAUAUUAUUUUUGUAAUUUGCGCUUGCAACGAAGCAGUAUUUUUAAAGGAUUUCCGCAUUUCUUUCGUGUUUAUUAAUUAAUUAACCUGGGUGUUUUAUUUACUUUUGAAUAUUCAAAAAUAUAUUUUACUUAUAUUCCUCUGAUCCACAAAAACAUCACAUAUUUAUACUUUAUUAUUUAUCUUAACUUUUAAAGACACAACUUUAUAAUUUAUCUACAUUUUUAACACAUUUAUUUUAUUGUCUUACAUCACUUCUGAACUGUAUUCAAAAGUAAAUACCACCAGACGGUCCAACAAAAUACUCUAUAAUUUGUCAAUUUGGUGGCCAGUUUCGUAGUCAAAUCAACUGUACAAUGUCAUUCGUGUGUAAAUUCCUAGUUGUCUGUCUAAAUUUGUGCGUUAGGCGGAGUUAGAUUAGGAGCGGUAGGUUUAGGGCUAAAGUAGCGAACGAUGAAAUGUAUUCACGUGGUCGCGUGACUGUGUUGUGUACUUGUGGGGAUCUCACUCGAACGCGUUUGUUGAAGAACCGUCUAUGACGGUCUUUAUUUUACAAAUUGACUUUUUUAUGCAUGGUGGUUAUUUUAUCUCGCAUUGAUUUUUAAUGUCGAUUUUCUUGAUAAUUAAAAAACUUUUUAAACUUGAUUGAUUUUUGAAAUUUUUAUAAUUGAUUUUGUGAUGUCGUUUUAUAAAAAUACUAUUUGUAUGCCAGUUUAUUAUAUAGUAUUAAUAAACAACUUGAGUGAGGUCCCCCCAACAAUUAAUUGUAACAAAUUAAUAAUAUAUGAGAAAGUUUCCGUUGUAGAGAAGAAGGUUCUCUAUGUGAUCUUUGGUUAAACUGUGUAUUUUUAAAUAAAAACGUGUUUUCAAUGCAGCCCUUUUGUGUUAUUUUUAAUCUUAGUUCUAUCAAGCAUGACUUUAAUUGAAACAACAUGGGAAGAAAAAAGAUCUGUCUUUCUCGAUACAAGGGAAUUUCAUUAACAUUUUUUUAUGAUACAAUUUUUUGCUUGAUUGAAACACGUUUUUAAUAAUUUUCGAAUGCAAAUUUCUCGAAACUUGAUCACUGAAAUAAUUCGCGAAAUUAAAAUAUAAUAUUAGUGUCAAAUAAAAAUCAAUUUCAUGUAGUCAAAAAUAUUAAUAAUUAAGGUAAAAUUAAUUAUUUCAGUGAUACAAGUUGUUUUUUUAAUAUCUGUAAUUUUUUGUAUUUCUCUGUGUUAAAAAUCGAAUACGACAGUCAUUUUAGUGUUUUAGUUUUUUUGAAUUUCUAUUUAUUCUUGCAUUAUUUAUUUCCAAUUGAUAAUAAUCGUUUUAAGCCAAAAUGACAUUAGGCGAUUACAGGAUAGUACUUAUGAAAGGAUCGUUUUGUCCGUUUUUCCUAUAACUUCGACAUAGUGUUGUGUUAAUAACCGUAUUGAUAUAAAACAAUAGCAAUAAAAGUGAUUUUUAGACUUUUACGGGAUAUAGAAUAGACAUAUUUUUAUACACACAAAUUGUUUUCUUUUUUACCUACAUUUUGUUAGUGUUUGGUGUAUUUUGUUAAGACCGCGUUACGAUUCAACUAUGUAUAUGAUUCACAACAUUAUGUCGAAACAUUAUUUUACUAACUACAGAGUAUUUUAGCAAAAGUAUUAAUUUAGAUAAUACUUAAUUCAGCUUUUUAUAAUUAUAAUUUUUACUCGUGCGUCCUACAAGCAAACGUCAUAGACAGGACUUUUAAAAUAAAUUAUUGUGUAUCUAGUUUUAAAUCUAUGUAUACUUUGUCUUUGUCGGGAACACGUUUUGGUGAUUUCGACCUACUGCCAUCGUUGAUAAAGUCGGUUUUCGUAAAACGUGUUGGCGCAAAGAGCGCGUCUUUCGUCCGGCGUGAGUGAAAGGUCGAUAAUAUGAUGUUUAUGUUGUGUGCAUCGGUUGAUUUUAAUUAUAAAAUGGAUAUAUAAAUUAUAUAUACGAAUAAAUAAAUAAUUUUUGAAGCACUC
Messenger RNA from Helicoverpa zea (corn earworm), 11624 nucleotides. RefSeq names its product bromodomain adjacent to zinc finger domain protein 2B-like. The transcript is spliced from 52 exons. The record is from RefSeq and is a predicted model, not a curated record. Lineage: Eukaryota; Metazoa; Arthropoda; Insecta; Lepidoptera; Noctuidae. Gene Ontology annotation, molecular function: protein binding; DNA binding. Bases 461 to 8236 code for a protein of 2591 amino acids.